AGCAAAAUAAUGGUGCAACAAAAGGAUAUCACGCAUUCUGACAGGCCGGCGUUCGAGCUAAAUUCAAGUUGACGCGAGGAGACAGCCUUGCCGGACGGCCAAUUCGAAGGGAACUUUUGAUAUCUAUAGUCAUUCUGGCUCCGGAUACAAAGACGUGGCUGCCCAUAAAACACGCGGGGAGCAAGGAUGGACGAGGAGGAGCAAGGCAGUCGUCGCCCGCGCCGAGCAGCUGCUGCGGCCGCACACGACCUGUUCAUGGCUGCAGCAUUUGACGAUGAUGAGGACGAUUACGUACCUGAGAGCGAGCCCAAGCGGGGGCGGGGCAGAGGCCGUGGUCGGGGGCGGGGCCGUGGCCGUGGCCGGGGCCGAAGCUCUGCAGAGGCCGCCGCUGAAGACGACGAGGACUACGCCUACGGCUACCAGCCUGCAACAGCGUCGGCGCCUAAGCGCAAGGCUGAUUUGAACGAGGAAGAUAUGAGCGCAGCGGCAGCACACGGUGGCGUUGACGGGCGCAACACGUCGCAGCUUGCGGCGCUACAGCAUGCGCAGUGGGCGCAGCGACAGGCUGCGCAGCAUCAGGCGCAACAGGCAUCCAUGUUGGGCGGAGUGGGCACAUUUGGCGGCAGUGGAGUGGUGGGGCAGCCAGUGUCGGGGAUUGGCGCUCAGAGCGACGUGGCGGUGUCUCUUGGCCUGGCGCAGGGCCUGCAGAUGCUGCACGCUCUGCAAGCCCAACAGCAACAGCAGCAACAGCAGCAACAGCUGCGUCAACAACAAGCUUUAUUGCAACAACAACAGCAGCAGCAGCAACCUCAGCACCAAUACGGACUUGCCUUGCAGCAGCAGCAACAACAGCAGCAGCAACAUAAUCUGCUUCAACAGGCGCAAUUGCUUCAACAGCAGCGCCUGCAGCAGCAGGAGCUCCAACACCAACAGCAGCUGCAGCUCCAGCAGCACCACUUGCAGCACCAGCAGCAACUGCUUCAGCAGCAACAGCAGCAGCACCGACAGCAGCACCACCAGGAGCUGAUGAUGCGGCAGCUGCAGCAGCAACAGCAGCAGCAGCAACAGCAGCAGCUGCAGCAACGGCAUGCGGGUGCCGGUCACCAGCACCACUACGUGACCGGUGCAGCCACGGCGGGCGUGAACGGGGUCGUGUAUGCGCCGGAUGGCGGUGACUUGGCUGCUGCAGCGGCUGCGCCUCCCCGCAAACGCGGCCGGCCACCGGCGGCCGCGGCCGGCGCGGAGGCCGGGGGCCAGCUGCAGCCAGGACCGGGCAGUAGGUUCUUUCCCAGAGACGCGCAGGAGGAGGUCCGCCGGUUCCUGCUGCUGCUGGUGGCGCCACACGAGGCGCGGCACCGGGACCCGGAGACGUUCUCCCAGCCUGUCCGUAACUGGGCGCGCAAGCUGGACGUGCCGCUGCAUGAGCUGGUUCCAUCAGAAGUGGGGCUGGACUGGAGCGGUCCCAUGAAGAAGCUGGAGCUGGCGGUGUACAAGAACGUGGAAGACCUGUGCGCCGACCUGCAGGACCCUCUGGACACGGCCAUCACGGUGCAGGUGGCGGCCAUGGGCAACGGCCUGGCGCGCUUCAGCAGCGGCAACAUGGGAGCGGCGGCGGCCGCGGCCGUGGCGGAGGGCGGGCAGCUGGGCGCCCCCGCCGACGACCCCGCCUCGGCGGCGCUGCUGGCUUCGCGGCGCGCCCGGCAGCUCAACACCAUGAAGACCACUUUCCUCGCCGAGCUGCUGGCGGCCAUUGACGACCUGGUGUACCGCCGCAUGGACGAGAUGAAGCAGGUGGCUGCUCGCGAGAACGCGGAGCGCUACGCCGCGGCGCUGGCUGAGCUGCCGCCCGAGCUGUGCGGCAUCCCCGAGGCGGUGCGCGGCCAGCCACUGCCGGCCUCAGUGCAGGCCAACCGGGAGCCCUACUUUUCCGUCACGCCCUGGCGCAAGGACCCAUUCCCGCCACGGGCCUACGAGACUCUCACCUCGUACGCCAUCCGCUCCACGGUGCCCUCUGAGUGCGCCGUGCUCAAGGCCAAGUUGCGCACGCGGCGGCAGGACGGCGCGGCGGAGCACUUCAGUGUGGAGCACGGCAAGGAGCUGGGGCUGGAGGCGUGCAAGGAGAAGGAGGCGGCGUUGGCGGCGGCCGUGCGGGCUCGGCGCGCGCUCAAGCUCGGCGAGCAGGUGGUGGAGGUGGACUGCUGGGGCAUGGACUGCUACACGCGCAGGAACAUAUUCGACGCCGUGCGCGAGAGCGGCGCCUUCGUGCACUGCCGCAUGGACACCGAGGCCAAGCCCGAGCCCGCCGACGGUGAUGCCAAGCCGGAGGUCAAGGUGGACGCCGGUGCAGCCGAGGCCGGCGCGGUGGAGCCGGGCAUACCGUCAGUGAAGGCGGAGCCAGACGCGGCCGCUGCGGCUGGGGCGGCGGGUGCGGGCGCAGUAGCAGACGCCAGCCAGAGCCAGGCCCUGACUCAGAGCCAGCUGCUGAGCCAAACGCAGGGCGCCAGUCGCGGCGCCACACCGUCGGCCUCGGGUCUCACUGGUGAGCAGCUGAAGCGCGAGGCCACGCCCUCGGAGGCGGGCGUAACAGAGAACACGGGAGCCGCGGGCGACGACGCAAUGGAGGACGACGGCACCCGCGACGACGAGGCGAUUGCGGCGGCACUUGCGGCGGAGGAUGCGGACAGCGCGGAGGUCAGCGCGCGGCCAAAGCGGAGAGGUGGGCGGCCGCGGCAGAAGUUUGGUGUCGGGGACGACAAGGGGGCGGGCCCAUCAGCGCCGCCUCCGCCUCCGCCUCCCUCGUGUGAUCCCGGCGAGGCCGACGCGAUCAACGACUGGAUCGACAAGCGCGUGCUCAUCGGCGCCAUCAGCAAGGGCGCGGAGGGCUGGAACCUGCUCAAGGUACUGGAGACCGUGGCGGCGGAGGCAGCGGAGCGCGGCGACGCGCCCUGCGCGCAGGCGGCAGAGGCGGUCAUUGCACGGCUGCGGCAGAUCGGCUGGAACUACUUCCGGCUGCACCCCAAGGGCCGCGGCGUCAUCUGCCGGGUGCCGGGCGGCCUGGAGCCCUUCACCUUUGUUGAGGAGUACCUGGGCGAGCUGCACAGCCCCUGGCGCUGGUUCGAGAUACAGGACGCGAUCAAGAAGCUGACCCAGCAGGAGCUGCCCGACUUUUACAACAUCACUCUGGAGCGGCCGCGCGACGACCCGGACGGAUACGACGUGCUGUUCGUGGAGGCGGCCUUCAUGGCGUCGUUCGCCAGCCGCAUGAGCCACUCGUGCACGCCCAACUGCGCGGCAGUGGUGGUGUCCGUCAACGGCCGCCUAACUAUCGCCAUGUACACCAAGCGUCGCAUCGAGGCCGGCGAGGAGCUGACAUUUGACUACCGCAGUGUGACGGAGAGCGAGAAGGAGUACCGCGAAGCCAUCUGCCUGUGCGGCACGCGCUCCUGCCGCGGUUCCUACCUCUACUACAGCGGCAGUGACGCCUUCACGCAGGUGAUGGAGGAGAAACACAACUUCCUGCACCGGCAGGUCCUGCUGCUGCGGGCCUCUGCGGAGGACCUGACGGAGGACGACCACACGCGCCUGCGCGCACACGCCAUUGGGCCCACCAGCCUUGGAGACGGCUCGCCCGGCAACAACAGGGCUCCGGACUGGCUGGUGAAGUGGGCGGCGCUGGUGCUCCAGUACGUGGAGCUGGAGAAGCGCGAGCUGCCCAGCUUUCUGCUCAAGCUGCCGCCGCACUUGGGCCGGUUCACGCUCGAGACCGCAGCCAUAGAGGCGCAGGCCAUUGCGGAGAACCGGGUGCACCAGAUCGUGAUCACGCUGGACAAGGUGAAGCAUGUGCUGAGGCAGCCCGGCCAGCUCCAGACGCCGCCGAUGCGCCUGCUGACGGAUGCCGAGGUUACCUCCUACUUGUGGACCGGUGUAGACUCGAUUGCAAAGCGCGCGCUUCGGGCCGCGGCCCCCAACCUGGCGCCCACGCACAGCCUGGUGGUGCAGCGGCUGUACGAGGUGCUCAACGGCAGCCGCGCCGCCGCCACCGCAGCCGCCGCCAACGCCUCGGAGGAGCUGGACGCCGGCGACGACGACGACGGCUCGCAGCCGCGCAGGAAGGCGGGCGGCCGCAAGGGCGGAAAGGGCGGAAAGAAGGGCGCGCGCUCUGGCGGCGGUGAUGACGACCCGGACGUGUCCAGUGGCGACAUUGAGGAGGAGGACGGCGACGAGGACGAGGACGAGGACGCGCCGCGCCGCGGGCCCGGCCGGCGGGUUGGGCCGGGCAGCAAGGCGGCGGGGCAGCCGGGCGGCGCGGUGGACGAGUCGCUGCCGCUGGACCUGCUGUCGUUCGUGCACGGGCCGGACGGCAGCAAGGCGCCCAAGCUGGCGAGCAUCAUCAAUGUGGUCGCGCGACAGGCCAACACGGCGGACGAGGCGCGCGCCAACCUGCUGGAGCUUGAGGCGGCGCUGCGGGCGGUAGACACGGAGGACGCGGCGGCGCAGCUGGCCACGGCGGGUGUGCACACGGGUGCGGCGGACAUGCUCCACCUGUACGCGUGCACGCGUAUGUGGUUCACGGCCGAGCGCGGCUACAAGGGCUUCGCCUCGCCGCCCAUCGAGCUGCACGAGGAGAUGGUCAAGCUCCACCGUGUCAAGCUCACAGGCGGGGAGGGGCUGCUAAGCAGCGGUGGCGGCGGGAGGGGGCGGGGUGCAGGCGGCCGUGGCCGCGGGCGCGGUCGUGGCCGGGGCCGCGGCGGCGCUGCUGCUGCUGCCGCUGCUGCUGCUGCAACGUCGAUGGAAAUGCAGAUGGGCAGCGAGACGGAGAUGGAGCUGGAUGGAGCAGGCGAGGAGUCUGCUGCCGCUGCUGCCGGGCCAGGUAUCAUCACGCCGCCCACUGAGUUGCCUGCGCCGGCGACGGCCGGAGGUGCUGUCGCCGCCACGACAACCGACGCGCCGGCCGUGUCUGGCGAAGCAGCCAUAGUUGCACCAGCCGAAGUCGCCCCUGCGCCUGGUGUGACGGCGACGGCGACGACGGCGGCGGGCUCUGGAGCGCCGGCGAAUGCGGACGGCAGCAGCCCCUGCGCGCUGGUGUCGCCGCAAGUGGUGUCAGCGCGCAAGUGCACGGCUGUGAAGCUGGCGGACCCGUCCGUGCUGUGCAAGCGCUACGGCCCUUGGUUCAUGUGGGGCCAGCUGAGCGGCUGGUACAAGCAGACUGUGUAUGACCCCACCGCCUCGCUGAGCGCGGAGCGGCGUGGCACGCUGUCGCUGCCAGACAUGGAGUCCUGCUACGGCACGCGCGCCAAGUACACCUACAAGGAUCGCGCCGCGGUGAUCAAGCACAUUGAGACGUCGCCAGAUGCCAUGUGGCGCACCUCUCUGCCGUUCUCGUUCCGCAACACAGCCAAGGUGUACGGCAGCCCCAUGUUUGACCAGGUCUACUAUGCGGCCACUGGCGCCCCCCACAUGAACCCAGUGCCGGAGCUGCUGCGGCACCUCAAGAGCGUCAAGACGCCUCUGUCAGAACACAAGAAGGGGCGGUAAGCGCACGUCUCCAUGUCAAGGCGACUGAGUCAAGACCUUGGCGCAAAGUGCUGGUGGUAAGAAGAGCAAGUGAGCUGGAGUGGGAGUCCAUCUGAGGAAAGGCCCAGCAGCUGCGGGCUGUGAACAUAUGGAGAAUGCAGUUAUGGGUGCUAAGGGAUAUAGUGGCUGCGCAUUCUGGAAAUAAGGGUGGCCGUGGUGGAGGCCCGGACGGUUGCAUAGAUGUUGCUUGGCCAAGGAUAGCGGCAUCUUAUUUGUGACGGUUGCGAGGCAGCAUCUUACUUGUGACAGUCGUGAGACGUGAGACGUGAAGCUGGUGUUCAGCGAUUUGGGUGGGUGGGGGGGGGGGGGGUUGUCUGCAACCAUUGGGCCACGGUAACGCCUCAAAACACGGGCUCGCUGUUAGCUGAUAGAGGUUACAUGUGGGAUGACACUGCAGGGUUGCCAAGUACGCGACCCUCUCUCCAUAAUACGCGUAUUGAUACAGCGUACUAGGAUUUCUAGUACAGUACGUUUAAAUACGGUGCAUAAUACGCUGGGCCACGAAAUCCGGGGGGAAAGCCGGUGCAAACACGACACGCAUGCCCGCACCAUGCCCGAAUCGGUGUGAAUUUGUAUUUGCGCGGCCAUAGUCUUCUAGCGGAAUUUCCUUCAACUUAUUAUACUCAUGUUGUUACAAUAAAACACAGCUGCAGUGCGGAGAGCAGUAUGAUUCGCGGACAUUCGAAGGACAUCCUUUCC
Chlamydomonas reinhardtii is the source of this 6273-nucleotide messenger RNA. RefSeq lists its product as uncharacterized. Lineage: Eukaryota; Viridiplantae; Chlorophyta; Chlorophyceae; Chlamydomonadales; Chlamydomonadaceae. Gene Ontology annotation, molecular function: protein binding. Bases 187 to 5535 code for a protein of 1782 amino acids. The transcript is spliced from 25 exons. The record is from RefSeq and is a predicted model, not a curated record.